AUGACUCGACGAAACGGUUUUAGACCUCCUACACAUAGAUGGACCGAUUCUGAGACUCGUCAACUACUACAAGUCAUAUCGUCCAGUUCAACGUAUAGAGAUGCCUUCUUUCCUCCUGUUGGAUAUCGAACUGAUUCAAUCAGAUAUCAAUUAGAAAGAGAAUUGUGCAUCGAAGUUUUGAGAGGGACAGAGUGGUUCAGAUGGAUGGACAGCAAUAGGUUGAUCAUCAAAGAAAGAGGUAGAUGGAUCUCUGGAGAUCAUUGGGUAGAAAGAAAUAAUCCAGUAGGAAAUAGAUUCAAAUGGAUUCAAGACGAAGUCAUUGGUAUAAAAAGAAUUCUUGGACCUGUUAGAUCUGCUAGAGAAUUGAAAGAUGGCGCCCUCUUGCAAUGGGAGGACUGGCGAAAUCGGGGUAUGUAUACAUGGUAUUUUGACUAUGUGAACUUGAAGUCAAUGAGAGAUCCGAGCUGGAUCAAUACCCAUCAACUGUCAAUGUCUAAUCAAUCGUCUCAAGAAUAUACCACUACUCCAGAAAGUGGUUCUUCCCAUUCUCGCAAUACCAGAAAUAACGACGAACCUUUACGUGAAAUCACUUCAUCCUGUUCUUCUUCCUCUUUGUCUCGACCCAACAUAUCAAAUCCACAACCCUACAAACAUACAACAAUGAUUCCUAGAUUUCCCCAAGCAUCCCCACUUGAAAGACCAUUAUCGACACCUUGCAGAUCAACAUCCAAUCCAUCCAAUAUAUCCUAUCCUUCUAGACCAGCUUCGACUUCCAAAAGGAGAUCCUAUCCGUCUCAAUCCACUUCCUAUCCUACCCCGACCAGCUCAUCGGCUAUUCGACAUUCCAAGAGGGCCAGGAUUACCCUUUCGAGCCGUGAAGAUCCACAAUAUCGACGUUUAUCUGAAAGAGUUGGAGAAAGAGCUCCUGAUGUCAUUUACAUUUCAUCCGAUUCCGACUCUGAUUCCGAUAACCAGACGGAUACCCAACCUUUAUCUGUUGUUCAACGUGGACGUCGAUCGUCAGCUUCGAGUUCCGCAUCUUCUCGUCCGGAUUCAGAUAUACCAGAACCUCGUAACCAUCAAAUAAUGUCUUCCAGUGUCAUCACUCGCUCGCGCGCUAUACCGUACUCAUCAAAUAGACCAUUCAACGAAUCUGAGAAUUUAGCUGCUAUAAGGAAAUUGACCUCGCAAUACGUACCUCUACCUCUGCCAGAUGGUGAUACGGAUUCUGAAAGUUCUUCAAGACCACCUACACCGCCUCUUCCAGACGCGACGAGGAUACAGUCUUCCACGACCAACACUACGACUACGAGUACAGUUCCCCAUAGACCUGCAAACACAGCUGUGACUACGAGAUCGAGAGCAAUCUCACCGCAUUUCAACGAAAACAUGUUCCAUGACCCAAACAUUAGAUCAUAUCGAUUAGAUGUCCUACAUGAAAGACUUGGAAUGCCCUUACCUCCGAAACCUCCUGCACGACCCCCAAUGAUGAUAGAACCAAGGAGAGAACAAGAGGACGAAGACGGAUUACGUAGAGACGAAAUCAGAUAUUCACCUUUGAUCAUUACAGAUGGAUCUUUCCCAGAUUAUCCAAUUGACGUUACUUCUCCCAAAGAAGCGAAUAAUUAUCAUGCGCCAAUAGAAAUCAUAGAAGAUGAUAACGCUAUACCGCUGAUCAUUGGAAAUGAGAUUGACGAAAUCACAAGUAAUCGCUACUCUGUCGAUAGGGAAUUGGUCACGGAGAUUGAAGAAGUGGACGGAUUAGAAUUGGAAGAUGAGCAUGAAGAUAUGGAUUUAGAUCCAGAUGAAAGUUUGAAAGAUGCGGAUCAUGAGGAACACUGUAAUCGGAAUCAGUCAAAGGAACGAGUGGACGAAAGAAGUGAUGAGUCAUGGGAAAUCAUCGAUAAUCCGUCUGAUCAACAUCUUUCUCCUCCACAUGAAUCCAGUACACAACGUCCUCCAACCCCGCCUCUACCCACGACAUAUACCGCUGAAACGACGAAUUCCAUAAAUCAAAAUUCGCUCUUCCAUGCUGUUCCCCAGACCUCUACUCCAACUUCGCCUUCUUCGGCACUCAACAACCCAUUGAACAAGCUCCCACCAAUGCCUCUUCGUGAAGUUCACGCGGCAACGGUCACAACUGUCAGUCCGAUGAUAAGGAUGUUACUCAAUGAAUUGAGAAAAAACCAAUCUCGGUGUCUGUCCAAUAUCGAAGUAGUUAUUGAAUUGUCUUUGUUACCUUUCAGAAAAGCUUUGGUGGACUUGAUAGAAUUGAUGGGUGGAAGGGUAAUUACUUGUUCAAACGACAUGAGCAGAUCAAGAACGAGGUAUAUCCUCCACGAUCCGAACAAUAUCACCGACGGAGAAGGUCAAGGAAUAUUUGAGCAAAGGCUCACCUUGGAAGGAUUUAUGGAAAUCAUCAUGGAUCUCAGAACGAAGGAAUUGGGUCAUUAG
Molecule: messenger RNA, 2454 nt
Organism: Kwoniella shivajii
Lineage: Eukaryota; Fungi; Basidiomycota; Tremellomycetes; Tremellales; Cryptococcaceae
Exons: 4
Coding region: 1-2454 (817 amino acids)
Source: RefSeq, a predicted model, not a curated record